AUGACCACCAUUUCCCUUGAUUCGGAUGCCAUCGAGCAGCUCGGUGGUGAGCGUAAAGUUCUACUUGACGCCAUAGACGACCUACGAAAGCAUGGUAUUGGUCGCUUCGUAGAUCUUCCGCAAAUCAUCGUUGUUGGCGAUCAAUCCGCUGGCAAGUCCUCUGUGCUGGAAGCCAUCUCGCGCGUUCGCUUUCCUGUAAAGGCUGAGAUGUGCACACGGUUUCCCACUGAACUAGUGCUUCGAACCGAUCAACAAGUCAAAAUCAAUGUUCAGAUACAGCCUGCGUCUGUUUCUACUGAGCCACUAUAUAAAUUCAACGAGACAUCGUUCGACAAAGACGACUUAUCGCGUAUCAUCGAUAAUGCCAAGACUCAUUUGCUUCGAGAUGGUAUUACCUUUUCAGAAGAUGUAUUGCGUAUCGAGAUAUGUUCGCCAGACGUUCCUCACCUAACCCUCGUUGAUCUCCCUGGUUUUUAUCACUCUUUGGACGUAAACCAGCCAGCUGAUGGACAAGAGAUUGUCGACCGCCUCGUUAGGGCCUAUAUGGCACGGAAGAACAGCAUAAUUUUGGCUAUCGUCUCAGCACGCAGCCAAGUCGUAAUGCAAAAAGUGCUUCUAGAAGUCAACAAGUAUGACAAGAAUCAGGAGCGGACUCUUGGUAUCAUUACCAAGCCUGAUCUGCUCAUUCCAGGCUCCCGCGACGAAGAUACGUUCAUCAAACUAGCCAGAAACCAAGAACCCCGGCUGCGACUAGCUUUUGGAUGGCAUGUCCUGCGUAAUCGGGGCGAAACGGAAACUUCGCUGCAGCCUGAAGAACGGGACUCGAAGGAAAAAGAGUUCUUUGAAUCAGGUAUCUGGUCUGCCAUUCCCUCCAACAGCCGAGGCGUCGAUACACUUCGAAAGAAACUUUCCAACAUACUCUUAGAUCACAUUCGGAAGAAUAUAGAUCCUCUCAUCAAAGAUAUACAAGAAAGUAUAGACACCCGUAAGCGCUCCCUGGAGCGCUUAGGCACUUCGAGAUCAUCGCCGCCUCAGCUUCGUGCGCACCUGGAUAGGAUAGCCUCUCAAUUUCAACUGCUGUCUCUUCGUGCGAUUGAGGGCAACUAUUCCCAUGAAUUCUUUGGUGGCCUCUAUCCUGAUGUUUCAACUACUUCAAUGGAAGAGAGUAGGGUUAGAAAGCUUCGCGCCCUUGUUCGCGAAUUGAAUCAGACAUUUGCCUACGUUAUAGCGACUAAAGGCUCGAGACGCAUAAUCGUACCCGACAAGACCCCUACAGAACAGCAGGGAGUUCAGCGCACUCAAAGGCAAGACAUCAGACUGCCAUCGUUUCUGAAAGCUUUCGAAUCUCAAUAUUCCUUUACCGAGCCUGAAAAGGUCACGAGAAGCGAAAUAAGUGCCGAACUAGAGCCUUUGUCGUCUGCCAACCAGGGUACGGAAUUCCCAGGAACCACGAACGAUCUUCUUGCUGUAAAGCUAUUCCGAGAUCAAUCACACCCAUGGGAGGCGAUUGCUCGCUGUCAUAUCGACCUCUUAUUGCGAAUUGUAAAAACAUUCACCGAAAGACUUAUGGCUUUUGUUACAGGACCAGAUCAAAAGACCUACUCAGCCAUUCUACUGAAUAUCGUCGAUCCGUUCCUCGAAAGCUGUACAUCGAAGCUUGAAUCCAAAUUGCAAGAGCUUCUCUGCCACUUUCGAAGCGGAUACCCUCAACCUUCAGAGUCAGAAUUCCGCGCGACCUUGGCAAGACGUCGUCAGAAGCACUUAGAUGGAGAGGUCUUGCAGGGUUUACUCACUAGUCGUCCUGAGAUAUUCACUGAAGAUGGUAAACGCCAACUCGCUGAUAUUUUAUCGUCAGAGCGAAGGGGCGAGUCCGGGGCGGAAGACCUUAUUGACAAGGCAGAGACAUAUUAUGAGUUAUCGUUACGGAAUUUCACAGAUAAUGUAACCAUUCUAGCUGUCGAAAACUGCCUUAUCAAGGACCUGCCUUCCAUUUUCACAACUAGUAUGGUCUCGCAAAUGGAAGACGACAUGUUGGAGCGGCUAGCGGCGGAAUCUUCUGAAAUGCAGAUCGAGAGGGCAGAGCUAGAAGCUGAGUGCGAAACGCUUCAGAAAGGUUUCGAUCUCUGUAAGGCCUACAGGGGCAGAAAAUCAACAGUUUUACCGGACAUGCCAAUCCGCCCUAAAGUCAGCGACACUACAAUUCACGAAGACAAACAAACUCCAUCAAUUCCCACACCCUCGUCAUCGGACGCAGCUUCGAUACCUGAGGUGCCUCAAUCCUGUAGUAAGGGUAAUGCCAAAAAUCCCAGCAAUGCUCCUAAGUCUAUCUUUGAAGAAGUUUUAGCUACGGAAAAAACCUCUGCUCCUCCAUUCAGUUCAUUCAGUGGGCCAAGUCCAUUUACUCUGCUACCACAGCCCUCUCAUAACAUACUUACGGACUCAACAGGUACAACCAUAAAGCCUCCAGCACAGCCAAGCCCCUUCGGAAGUCCUGAUGUAGGGGGCAAUCCCACGUAUGCAACCGGAAACGCAAGUCCCACUUCAAAACCAGGCUUAUUCGGUGCUUCGAUGGGCACGACCACAAGUGGGAGCGUCAGCCCCGGCCUCGGGCUAUUUGGCGCCCAAACAACUACAGCCACCGAGAAAACCCAAACCACAGGCGGUCUAUUCAGCAACACUAAACCAGCUGCGAACCACACACUUUUCAGCAACCCAGCGCCCACAACCACAACUGGGAACACGACUACGACGUCCGGACUGUUCGGUCGCUCAUCGAAUAAAGCUGAUGGUCGAACCUUCGGAAGUUUUGGUACCUCAAACACACAGUCGUGUAUGUAG
This is a messenger RNA of Xylaria bambusicola, 2838 nucleotides long. RefSeq names its product P-loop containing nucleoside triphosphate hydrolase protein. Bases 1 to 2838 code for a protein of 945 amino acids. Gene Ontology annotation, molecular function: microtubule binding; GTP binding; GTPase activity. The transcript is spliced from 3 exons. The record is from RefSeq and is a predicted model, not a curated record. NCBI's taxonomy places the organism in Eukaryota, Fungi, Ascomycota, Sordariomycetes, Xylariales, Xylariaceae. Gene Ontology annotation, cellular component: cytoplasm; membrane; microtubule.